AUGACGGAUGAGGAGGACUCGGAGGAUCAUCCUGGAUAUAGCGAUGAUGACAGCGAUGAUGAUGAGAUGGUCAAUCUCGCCACUCGACCGUCAACUCCGGUAUCAUCCCAUUCGCGAGAGCGUGAGGGACAGGAUAGCCACGAAAAAGCAGGGAGAUUUGUCGCUACUCGGGACCCUGUCAAAAUGCUGCCAUCAAGUAUCAUGCUCCGAGUCUUCCUCCAGCUAGACAUCAAGUCCCUGGCUCGUUGCGACCGAGUCUGCAAGCGGUGGCGUAAAUCACAGACUUUGAACUAUACCUGGUUCCUUCACACCCGGUCGUUCACCUUACCCCAACUCAAGAAAGACCAAGACGGCAACUACAUCAACCGCCAAUCCGCCGACUCGGAGGACUAUGAUCCAUAUGACAAAGCCCACUGGCUGACGAUGUUUAAGACCCCCGUCCCGGCGUCUACGACCCCCCAGUGGUCAAAGCGCGAAUCCAAGCAGGCCUGGCGCCUCACCUUCAAAGGCCUGAUCACCCGGAAAGAAAACCCAUCAUCUGUCCAAGACUUCCGGGUGGACGUCGACGCGCUCUCUUCAGGGCUCGCUACACCACUCGGAGAGCUAGAGACGGGGUACGGAGGGAACAGCCGACCGGCGAGUGGAGCUUCGACGCCGAAGAGCAAGAAGGAGAUGAGGGAUCAUUACAAGUCGCUUCAGGGGCGAAAGAGCAAGGGGAAAGGAAAUCUAGGUGGAACUCAGAGAGGAGUCAAGGAUAUAGGAGGGGCUGGCGAGGAUCGGUUCUCGGCGCCAUGGUGA
Molecule: messenger RNA, 798 nt
Organism: Filobasidium floriforme
Lineage: Eukaryota; Fungi; Basidiomycota; Tremellomycetes; Filobasidiales; Filobasidiaceae
Exons: 3
Coding region: 1-798 (265 amino acids)
Molecular function (GO): protein binding
Source: RefSeq, a predicted model, not a curated record